AUAGAGCCAUUCCGACGCACCUAAAGCAACGGCUCCAGUCCGUGGGGCAUACAGGCCACAGCGCUCCACCCGUUCGCACUUUCGCCGACAGCGAGUCGCGGCGACGCGCGACGCCUGUCUCCCACGGUCACAGUACAGUGACCACGUCACUUCACUCCCAGUCGUUGCCGACGCCAGUCCUGUUCCGUCUUUGAGGUGUCGGUGCGCAUUCUAGUCCGGCGUGUGACCUGACCUGCGUCAGAUCAUCUCUUUUCUCUUCGCCGUGGAUCAGAUCACCACAGUCAAGUUCUCCAAUCUAAACCGAAGGUAGAGGGGUAGAGGCCAGUCCAGAACAGAUGACACGGCCCCAGUGAGAAAUGGCAGUUGAAUCAUCGACAUCGAGAUGUCACCGAAACGGUGUCAAAAUGGUGGAAUCGGCGUCGAAACUAUCUAGUUUUAAUAUGAAUUUCUCACUGCGGAGGUGUCGGAACGCGAAGUAGACGAGUGACGGUGUGGCAGUUUGUUAGAGUGCGCCCGCUCGCCAUGUCCGUGGAGAGCCUCGAGCUACUGUCGGACGUCGUGCUGCUGAUGGUGCUGGAGCACCUGCGCCAGGACGACCUCCUCGCCUGCCGCCUGGUGUCCAAGAGGCUCGGGCGCCUCGUCCUGCGCCACCGCGUGUGGCGCCAUCGGCACCUGUACCUUGACGACUACCGCGCGGGCGCCGUGCUGCGCCUGGCUCCGAUUCUCAAGAGUGUGACCGCGGCCGCCCACCGCACCUUGCCGUUGAUCACCAGCACGUGCGCCAUAAAGGGCUUGGAGCUGCGCGACGAGGUGGGUCACAUUGUCAACGCCUCGAACCUCGCCCUGGUGAUCCGCGUCCAGGAGUCGCUCGGGCGCCUGAGGCACCUCGUCAUCUCUUUCCUCAACCUGGUGACCGGCGCCGACGCGCUCAUGAGGACGCUGGCGGUCGUCUCUGACCUGGAGUCGCUCCGCAUUGUGGGCUGCGUACCCUCAACGACCCACCGCGUCGUACAGGCGUCGCCUAGCCCAUCCCUAAAGGUUUUCCGAUGCGAGCUGACCAAGGACUCGGAGUCGUUCGUGAACACCGUGCUGGGCGCGCACGCUGAGACCCUGGAGGACGUGGGCCUAUGCUCGGGCGGCUACUUUGGAGUCGGCUACUCCGGCGAGUCGGACACCACGGCGCGCCUCCUCGCCACCAUGCCGAGGCUCCAGAAGCUAGAGUGCGAGGCGCUCCCCGGGCUGCAAGCCGUGGCCGUGUGCGCGGCGCUCCAUCACGUGACCGUCAACGUGCCUUCCUUCAAGCAGCGCACCAUCGAGUGGGCGGCCGAGCUGCUCCGCGCGGGCCCCAUGCGCUCGGUGUGCCUCAACUACGACGUCUUCAACUACGAGGUCGGCUCGAAGCUGAUCGAGGCCCUGGGCGAGCGCGGGGGCUCCCCGCUGGAGUUCCUGGCCAUCAUCAAGGUGCCCCAGGUGGGGCCGCUACUCAGGGCGCUGCCCUCGCUGCCCGCCCUACGCGAGCUGCAGCUGCUGGAAACGCCGCAGGACGACGCCGACGAGCUGCUGCGGGGCCUCACGCCCCAGGUGGCGCCUGCGCUGCGGAUCCUGGGGCUGACGGCAAGCGGAAUAAUCAUCAGUGGGCUGACGGCGACGGCACGCCGCCGAGUGGAGUGCGCCCACGAGUGGCUGCAUGGGGACGGGGUCAAGGCGGCGGUCGUCAACAACCCUCUGCUCCACACUGAGCUCCGGAACACGUCCGCGUGCGGCGAUUGCGAGGCGUGCAUGCAGGGCUGCCACCAAGAAGUUAUGUGGGGCGGCGACCUCGGGCUCUUCUCGCACGACCUCGACAAAUGCCCCUCCCCAGAGGACCAUAUUGAUACAGAUUCUAGGCGCUCCUGGGUCCAAAUUCGAGAAAACGUUGCUUGAUUGUGCUGUUUGACUAAUAAAGCAUUCCGGCAAAGCUGAAAAGAAAGGGAAUGCGGGGAACAACAAAACGGAAGUCACUAGCUUUCACAUGUUGACGUCCGUUUUCCUGUUGCUCGCAUUCUUCUGCAUUUCAGCUUUGCUGGAAUGCUUUAUUCUGUAACGUAUUCUUAGUUUCAAAUCUGCCAUAGUGUCCGUCAGAUGUCAAAUGAGUUUUUGGAGUUCUGUUGAUAGCAGGAUACUGCACACUCAUUUGAUUUGAAUUUUGUACUUUUCACCUAGUAUUGUGCUUGGUACCCCACUAGUGUUUCUUUUGUUUUGUCCCGCUUGCCUCCUAAACACGAGUACGUAGCCUACAACAGAUACAUUUUUCUACUUGUUGUGUCGUGCCUACUUUGACUUUGUAAAUUUUCUUCUUUAUAAAACAUUGAAUAAAUGACAGUUUAGAGACCCGUGCCACGA
Frankliniella occidentalis (western flower thrips) is the source of this 2382-nucleotide messenger RNA. RefSeq lists its product as uncharacterized. NCBI's taxonomy places the organism in Eukaryota, Metazoa, Arthropoda, Insecta, Thysanoptera, Thripidae. The transcript is spliced from 2 exons. Gene Ontology annotation, molecular function: protein binding. The coding region runs from base 523 to 1923 and encodes 466 amino acids. The record is from RefSeq and is a predicted model, not a curated record.